GGGAAGAAAGAUGCAAAUCAAUCUUCAUUAUGGUGACCAUUGAGGAAACGUCUUAGAUUAGGGUGUUUUUGGGUAAUUUGUAUGAGUACAUAAUAGUAAUGGAUUUGUUGAAACUUUUGAACCAACGAACCGGGCCGGAUUCAAAGGAACUUGAUUCAUCAUCACUGAUCGCUCCAUUUUCCUUCAAAACAAAAAGAAUCAUAGCGCCAUUACCAGUCUGAUCCGUGCUUCUACGUCCUCACAAAAACCCUAAUCAUGGCGGAUUCGUCGGGGACGACGCUGAUGGAUCUGAUAACUUCCGACAACACGUCGCCGUUAGCAUCCUCGGCGACGUUAACUGCAGCUUCAUCAACUGCCCCCCCUCCUCCAACUACGUCGUCGACUAUCUCUGCCCCAGUUCCAAUGGUGGUGGAUAAGAAAUCGAAGAAAGGAACUUUGAUGCAGAUCCAAAGCGAUACCAUUUCCGCUGCUAAAGCUGCUCUUAACCCUGUUCGCGCUAACAUCAUGCCGCAAAAGCAAAAGAAAAGGCCUGUUUCUUAUGCGCAACUCGCAAGGAGUAUUCAUGAGUUAGCCGCAACAUCUGAUCAGAAAAGCUCCCAGAAGCAAUUGGUUCAUCAUGUGUUCCCCAAACUUGCUGUAUACAAUUCUGUCGAUCCCUCCUUGGCACCUUCUCUUCUCAUGCUUGGUCAACAGUGCGAGGAUAGAACUGUUUUGCGCUAUGUGUACUAUUACUUGGCCAGAAUUCUUUCAGAUACUGGUUCACAGGGUUUGAGUUCCGGUGGCGGGAUUCCCACCCCAAAUUGGGAUGCUUUAGCUGAUAUUGAUGCUGUAGGAGGGGUGACACGAGCUGAUGUUGUACCUGGAAUUGUAGAUCGGCUUUCCGCAGAAGCCUCAAAUGCUGAUGUUGAAUUUCAUGCGCGAAGGAUUCAAGCUUUGAAGGCUCUCACAUAUGCCCCCUCCAGUAACACUGAAAUUCUAUCCAAGUUGUAUGAGAUUGUCUUUGGUAUUCUAGAUAAGGUUGCUGACCCUCAGAAACGAAAGAAAGGCAUCUUUGGAACAAAAGGAGCUGACAAAGAGUCAAUCAUCCGGGGAAAUUUGCAAUAUGCUGCCAUAAGUGCUCUGAGAAGACUUCCUCUUGAUCCGGGGAAUCCAGCGUUUCUUCAUCGUGCUGUACAAGGAGUCUCCUUUUCUGAUCCUGUUGCUGUAAGACAUUCUUUGGAAAUUCUGUCGGAGCUUGCGACUAGUGAUCCAUAUGCUGUUGCCAUGGCAUUAGGAAAAUCCGCUCAACCCGGUGGUGCUCUGCAAGAUGUUCUUCAUUUACAUGAUGUUCUAGCAAGAGUUGCACUUGCCAGGUUAUGCCACACAAUCUCUAGAGCCCGAUCAUUGGAUGAUCGGCCAGAUAUUAGGUCCCAAUUUAGCUCGGUGCUGUAUCAACUCCUUCUGGAUCCCAGUGAAAGGGUUUGCUAUGAGGCCAUUCUUUGUGUAUUGGGUAAACAUGACAAUGCAGAGAGAACUGAUGAACGUGCUGCUGGAUGGUAUCGUCUAACUAGAGAGAUUCUUAAGCUUCCUGAGGCACCAUCUGUGAAGGAUACAAAAUCUGAAUCAAAAGAUAAUGCUCCACCAAAGAGCUCCAAGGAUAAGUCCUCAAAGACAAGACGCCCUCAACCACUAAUCAAACUUGUUAUGAGGAGGUUGGAAAGUUCUUUCCGCAGUUUCUCUCGUCCUGUACUUCAUGCAGCUGCGAGGGUUGUGCAGGAAAUGGGAAAAUCCCGUGCAGCUGCUUUUGCUGUUGGGUUACAGGACAUAGAUGAAGGGGUUCAUAUUAAUUCAUUCGCUGAAAGUAAUGAUGAUCAAGAUUUGAACGAAACAGCUGAGGGCUUACGUCGGGUAUCCUCUAUAUCCAAUGGAACGAGUGGCAAGGACACAAUUGCCGGUCUCUUAGCUUCUCUAAUGGAGGUGGUGCGAACCACUGUUGCAUGUGAAUGUGUUUAUGUUCGUGCCAUGGUAAUAAAAGCCCUGAUAUGGAUGCAAAGUCCAAGUGAAUCUUUUGAUGAACUGGAGUCCAUUAUAGCAUCAGAACUCUCUGAUCCUGCCUGGCCAGCAACUUUAUUGAAUGACAUAUUGCUUACACUGCAUGCACGUUUUAAGGCUACUCCGGAUAUGGCCGUUACUCUUCUUGAAAUUGCCAGGGUGUUUGCCACUAAAGUUCCUGGCAAGAUUGAUGCUGAUGUACUCCAACUAUUGUGGAAAACUUGUCUAGUUGGAGCUGGCCCAGAAGGAAAGCAUACAGCUUUGGAAGCUGUCACGUUAGUGCUUGAUUUACCACCUCCCCUACCUGGCUCAACGUCUACCUCAAUAGAUACCGUGUCUGCAUCUGAUCCGAAGUCUGCUUUGGCUUUGCAGCGCUUAGUACAGGCAGCGGUUUGGUUCCUCGGGGAAAAUGCAAAUUAUGCUGCCUCCGAGUAUGCUUGGGAAUCAGCUACCCCUCCUGGUACUGCACUGAUGAUGCUAGAUGCCGACAAAAUGGUUGCUGCCGCAAGUUCUCGGAAUCCAACUCUUGCUGGCGCUUUGACCCGUCUGCAAAGAUGUGCUUUCAGUGGGAGCUGGGAGGUUCGUAUAAUUGCUGCUCAAGCUCUUACUACGAUGGCAAUUAGAUCUGGUGAGCCUUACAGGGUACAGAUCUAUGAGUUUUUACAUGCAUUAUCACAAGGCGGUGUGCAGUCCCAAUUCGCUGAUAUGCAUAUAAGUAAUGGAGAAGAUCAGGGUGCCAGUGGUACCGGCCUCGGAUCUUUAUUAAGUCCAAUGUUGAAGGUCCUUGAUGAAAUGUACAGUUCACAAGAUGAGCUGAUAAAGGAGAUGCGGAACCAUGACAAUGCAAAAAAGGAAUGGACGGAUGAGGAGCUUAAGAAAUUAUAUGAAACACAUGAGAGACUGUUAGAUCUUGUAUCCCUGUUUUGUUAUGUGCCAAGGACAAAGUAUCUUCCUUUAGGGCCGACCAGUGCGAAGCUUAUUGACAUCUACCGCACUCGGCAUAAUAUAACUGCGUCAACGGGCCUCAGUGAUCCUGCAGUUGCCACUGGGAUUUCUGAUCUACUGUAUGAAACAUCCAAACCAACUCCUGCUGAGCCUGACUCACUUGAUGAUGACCUUGUUAAUGCAUGGGCUACAAGUCUUGGUGAUGAUGGGUUGCUAGGAAGCAGCGCUCCUGCAAUGAGUCGGGUGAAUGAAUUCCUUGCUGGUGCUGGUACUGAUGCUCCUGACGUCGAGGAAGAGAACAUUACAUCAAGACAUUCCAUGAGUUAUGAUGAUAUGUGGGCCAAGACUCUUUUGGAGUCAUCAGAGCUAGAGGAGGAUGGACGGUCUUCUGGCUCUUCUUCUCCUGACUCGAUCGGAUCGGUUGAGACAUCCAUAUCAUCCCACUUUGGUGGAAUGAAUUAUCCAUCGUUGUUCAGCUCAAAGCCAUCCGCUUAUGGGUCUUCACAGGAACGAGCUGGUGGAAGUAGAAUGAGUAAUCCUUCCUAUGGUGAUAACACAUACGCGGGCUUCAGUUCUCCGAUAAGGGAGGAACCUCCUCCAUAUUCUUCUCCCGAUAGGUAUGAGUCAUUUGAGAAUCCCUUAGCUGGUGGUUCUCAAGGCUUUGGAUCACGGGAUGAUGAGCAAUCCUCUUCUGGUAGUCGACAACAUGGGACUGCACUUUAUGACUUCACUGCUGGUGGUGAUGAUGAGUUGAAUCUAACAUCUGGAGAAGAGGUUGAGAUCGAAUAUGAAGUAGAUGGCUGGUUUUAUGUAAGUGAAUUAUUCUUUGGGAAGACCCCAGAUAGGGUACUACCAGUAAAGAAAUGAUUUGAUACUGCUUUACUGGAUCUCUGUGUUAGUGUUUUUGUUGAAGCUGCUUCAUUUCAUGUUAAAGUGUGGUGGCCCAGAGCAACUAUCUUCUGAUGCUCUGAGCUAGAUAGACUUACGCAUUUAGCAACACUUCUCUAAAUGGUACACUCGGACAAAAUGUGCAUGAUUUUAGAUAUACAUACAAUUGCUAGUUAAUUUCAUACUUAAAACUUUAUCACCAAGCGUUGUGUGAGUAUAAGAUCUAAUCUUGGCUCCAAGAUCUUUGGUAUAGGAAUAAUAUAACUGCUUUGGUUCUUUGUGUGCGCAUUUACCUAAAAUACAAUAUUAACACGCAUUGUUUCUAAUUCAUUUCAAUAGGCUGCCUUUAGUUACGCGAGACUUUCGUAUCUGACUUUUUCUAUGCUAAAGCAUUGUAUAUUACACAUCACUACAGGUGAAGAAAAAACGCCCUGGCAGGGAUGGGAAAAUGGCUGGACUUGUGCCUGUACUUUAUGUCAGUCAGUCUUGAUGGCAAAUAUAUACUCACUGAUAGGCGGACAGGUCUCACCGUGCUGGUUUCUUUGACUUUACAAGUAGAGGUUUUGUAUUACAAUGAACAAUACAGAGCUUGCACAUAGAUCAAAAGGCUCUCUGGUUCGCCUGGUAUUGUGGACUGAGAUAACUAGUAUAUUCUUUUGCUGCUGGUAGAGUUCACUAGUUUGUUCUCUCACCCAAAUUUUUCAUUGGAUGGCCUAGUGGAUGUAUUGAUCACAGCUAUCGAGAUUCUUGGUGGUGCAUUAUGAUUAGAAUUCCCUGGGUGUUUUUGUAAACUGUGGUACCACGAGGCGUUUGUUAGGACAGUUUUGGUAAUAGCUAAAAUAGUUGUUAACUCUGUUGUUGUACAUUUGUGAGAUGUAUUUCUCAUGUAUCAUCAGAACCUGGUAUGAACAGUUCCAUAAAUCUCCCUGUGAAUAGUGAUGAUCACAUAUUUGAUAUGGAAAAAUGAGUUGUUUUUAGGCAUUGGCAACAUUGUUCUAGUAUCAUUCCCAAACUUCAUAUAUUUGAGUUUUGGCUUUGGCUUUGGCCCUAAAUUUCGAACUACUAUCGUAAACAAAAUGAGUCGUGUUUCUUGUCAUACUUAGUUCUAUAAAAGGACUCUUAUUUUGGCUUGAUGAUAGCAUAGUGUCUUUUAAACCAAAAAAGAGAGGAAAAAAGUCUUUUAAUUGUAUCACGGACAGUUUUUCUUCACCAC
Oldenlandia corymbosa var. corymbosa is the source of this 5077-nucleotide messenger RNA. The record is from the annotation of a GenBank genome assembly. Lineage: Eukaryota; Viridiplantae; Streptophyta; Magnoliopsida; Gentianales; Rubiaceae.